UGUAAAUUGGAGAGAUACAGCCUACAGGACGUGAUGUGUGAACACCCCUCCCUGUACAAAUAUUGUAAUCAGUGCUUUGUUGAACCUCACUCUUCAGCCGUUGAUACAUAGCUGUGUUAAGAGUUAAUACUAACGUAGCAAUUGUGUAGUAAGAAUGACCAUGUUCAGUACCAAAAGAGACAAUUGUAUCUGUGUAAGCACCAGCCCUAAGAUGGCCGUUUGCUCGUCUGCAACAAAGAAGCAUCAGAACACAUCAGUAACUCACUCGUUAGUUUACCGUGGUCUAGGUGAAUCCGAAAGUGUCAGUAGGGAUAGUAUAUUCCGUAAGAUGCGCAAUUUGGAACUCGACAAAUCUCUAGAUAUAACUGCACAACUACCUGCAGAGAUAGGCCUACUUUUAUUCCAGUUCUUGAAUGUCGAAGAAGCACUUAAAUUCGCACAGACCAACACCGCCUGGGCAAGCGUUGCUCGCACAGAUGUGAUUACUAGGAGGACACUAACCACUAGAAAUGUAUCACCGCCACCGAAAAAUAAGACCCUUCUCACAUACAUCGCAAUGUGCCUUAAAAGAUUCCCCAAUAUAGAAACGGUCGACCUCAGAGGGUGCGAUGGCAUGCAGACGGCAGAAGGACGUUACAAGAUCAUCAAGUGUGUGCUACGAAAUGCGCCUAACUUGACCAGUAUAGUGCUGAACGCAGGACUACUAACCAACUCCAAGUGUAUGCAGCUGGCCAUCGACGAAGAUCAUUUUGUCUUGGUGAAGGCUUUGCUUGAACAGUCGCAGUCACCUCGGGGCAGGAAGAGAACUUUUGUUGAGACGGAUGUAGUCACACCAGACCAUCUCUUUAGCGAGGGUCUCUCAGCAUUGUAUUUCGCUUCUCAACGAGGAAAAUCGAAGAUUGCUCGCUUAUUUUUAGAUAAAGGUGCCAAUCCGAAUCUUAAGAUCUUCAAUGAUUGGACGGCCUUGCACGGUGCUGCUUGGCAUGGCUAUGAGGAUACUGCGAAGGUGUUGCUGGAGUGCGGUGCGGAGAUCAAUCAAAUACUAGAAGAUGGAGCUACUGCGCUGUUCAUUGCUGCUCAGAAUGGUGGCAUAGACUUCGCUGAGUUUUUAAUAUCGAGGGGCGCCGAUGUAGAUUUUCCCAAAAUUGAUGGAGCCACACCAAUGCACAUAGCCUCGGAGAAAGGCCACGCGAAGAUCGUCAAGCUUCUAUUGAGACACGAUGCUAACCUAGCCCUAUGCAAGAGAGACGGUGCCUCUCCUUUGUUUAUGGCUGCUCAAUCUGGCCAUGUAGAUAUUGUCAAGUUGCUUUUGCAAAGUGGUGCCAACGUAGAUCAACAGCUGCUUGAUGGAGCGACACCGAUCUUUAUUGCGGCCCAGAAUGGACUACUUGAAUGUGCGGAGUGCCUGGUGGAACAUGGCGCUGAUGUGGACGCUCAAUUACAGGAUGGUGCCGGUCCGUUGUUCGUUGCAAGCCAGAACGGUCACACGGAUCUAGUACGAUUUCUACUGAAGGCAGCUGGAGCCAGUGUGAACCUUCCCAAGGUGGACGGGGCGACACCACUGCAUAUAGCGGCAGAGAAAGGUCAUCUGGAUUUAUCCAUCAUUCUGCUGGAGGCCGGUGCUGAUGAAAACAUUGCCAAAGGAGAUGGAGCUACGCCUCUGUUUAUGGCCUCACAAUCUGGACAUGUCAACAUCGUGAAGCUGCUUGUGAAGGCCGGAGCCAAUGUCAACCAGCAACUUCUUAACGGAGCAACACCUCUUUGUAUUGCAACACAGAAUGGUAUGAAUGAAAUCAUUGAAUGCCUUAAAGCAAAUGGGGCAACUCCAUAAUUCCCAGCGACGUGGACAUUCGAUACCGAAUGCAUCUGAGCUUCCAACGAGAAGGUUGCAUAUCAAGAAUAACUGCGAAGCUCUUUGAACUGCUUAUACUGCAUACCCUUAAGUUUUCCAUGAAGAACUUAUGACGACUAAGCUUGUGCUCUUGUGCGGACCUUUAAAAAUACGCACAGGAUAUUUCUGAUAGCCUGAGCAUGCCGACGAAGAGUUCUCGAUAUGCAUGUAAUUACAAUGUUGUUACAAUUGACAUGUCGACUGGUAUGGCACUUCUUGUAUGGUACAAGUGCGGCCGUCAGUGACUUGAGAGACAGCGCAUAUCUAAAUACACUCGGCAUAUAGCUGCAUCAUCGACUAAGGCAUAUUGCCAGUUCCCAUUAUACUUUAUCCCCCUGAAAGAAUAGAUUCAAAAUAUCAUUCACGACUUUAUAUAGUGGUAUUGAGAUUUAAGCAUGUCACCUAUACCUACAAAUGAUAGUGAUGCCUGCGACCGACAUACACUUAUAAACAUUAGGCUGAUUUUGCUUACUUAUUAAAAUAAAACAGACUGACUGACCGCCUA
Molecule: messenger RNA, 2396 nt
Organism: Sphaeroforma arctica JP610
Lineage: Eukaryota; Ichthyosporea; Ichthyophonida
Exons: 5
Coding region: 155-1831 (558 amino acids)
Molecular function (GO): protein binding
Source: RefSeq, a predicted model, not a curated record